This is a messenger RNA of Vicia villosa (hairy vetch), 519 nucleotides long. RefSeq names its product sulfated surface glycoprotein 185-like. The transcript has a single exon. The record is from RefSeq and is a predicted model, not a curated record. The coding region runs from base 1 to 519 and encodes 172 amino acids. Lineage: Eukaryota; Viridiplantae; Streptophyta; Magnoliopsida; Fabales; Fabaceae.
AUGGCAACUUCAUUGCCUUUCUUGCUUAUUUUCAUGCUUCUUGCAUUUUAUGCCAAAACAAAUGCUACUUCUUCAUCAGUUUCAUCAAUAGCAAAAGACCAAGUCCCAUGUACAAUGUGUGUUGAGUGUGAGAAUCCAUGUCAACCUCUACCACCUCCACCUCCACAGGUGAUUGAGUGUCCACCACCGCCAGCACCAGCACCGCCGUCACCGCCUCCGCCAUCUCCUCCACUUCCACCAGCUAUCAUCGAAUGUCCGCCACCGCCGCCUCCAAAGUUACCGUGUCCUAAUAAUUGUGAAGUUCCAUACCCUCCACCACAAUAUUCAUAUUUUUCUCCGGGGACACCAUUUGCUUACUAUGCACCACCAGAUUAUGAGGACAAGAGUAGCGGUGAAACGAUGAUGCCAUUUGAUGCAGUACUCUUCUUGAGUCCGAAUUCACACUCAGUGUAUUCUAUGAUUCAUCGGUGCUUGGUUUAUGGGGUCUUUCUUUGCCUUACUUAUUGUUUUGUUGUUUAG